AUGGGUGCAAUCCAGAAUUUGCUUGAAGCCUGCCUUAAACAGGGCAUCGUCCUGAGUGAUAACCUAAAGCGUGCCAUUUUCUGGCAAGAUCUCAAUUCUUCAAUAAUGACAGGAUCGAGCCGAACAUUCCAUCAUCAGUCCUUUCCCGAGCUCUCCUGGAGUAGAGACAAGACAUCUUUGACUUUCUUCAAGUUACCGCCUGGGUUCCAGAUGUUGUCAUCAGUACUGGGACACACCUUUCUCGAGAUCAUGGAGGAUAUCCAUGCUCUUCAGCAAAUCCGAGACACGAAUCUCUUCGGCCCAGAAGACGCCAUAUCCAUGGCAAACGUCGACAAUCACCAGGCGUCAAUUCAGUCACGCAUCGUAGACUUGGAAGCCACCUCGUCGAUAUCAGACUGUUGCUAUGUCGGGGCUUAUCUAUGCUCAACGAUGCUGCGGUGCAAAAGGUGGCGUGCCUCGGUCGUGCCGCUUCACUUGUCGCUCCGACUGCUGUAUAAGCUACAAAAAGCAGACGCCGAACCCUGGUGGGCUGAGCAUCGAGAGCUGCUGACUUGGCUACUGCACAUUGGUGGGGCAUUCGCUCCAGCUGGGACGACGCGCUCGGAAUAUCUGGGUUUGUUGAAACGCAACCUUGAGGGCAGGCUACGAGGCUUGUACACAUCAUGGCCUGAGCUGCUUGGCAUUCUUGAGAAAUUUAUAUGGUCUGAAAAAGCGUUUUUGGCGCAGGUUCAGGCGUUUUGGAAUGAAGUCUACAUUCAGCCUGAGCUGGACAGCUACAUCCGAACCUGA
Molecule: messenger RNA, 789 nt
Organism: Verticillium alfalfae VaMs.102
Lineage: Eukaryota; Fungi; Ascomycota; Sordariomycetes; Glomerellales; Plectosphaerellaceae
Exons: 3
Coding region: 1-789 (262 amino acids)
Source: RefSeq, a predicted model, not a curated record